Geodia barretti is the source of this 1452-nucleotide messenger RNA. NCBI's taxonomy places the organism in Eukaryota, Metazoa, Porifera, Demospongiae, Tetractinellida, Geodiidae. The record is from the annotation of a GenBank genome assembly.
GAGGACAAAGAGCUACAAGAUGCUCAUCUUUUUGGGCUGAUCCGACCCAACGCGGUCAAGAGGCGCCGUCCUCGAGCCGGCGGGAAUACUUCGAGGCUAGCGACGUACACUUACACGGUUCGCAGUGUUGGGAAGACCGAAACAGUCUGCCAAAGGGCAUUUGCAUCUCUUCACGGUAUCUCAAUUGGUCGUGUCCGUCGAAUUGCGAAGGCUUCUGCAACAGCAAUCUGCGCACCAAAAGACAAACGUGGACAACACCGUACUCGUCCGUUGGUUACAUCUGCUUCAACUAAGAUGCAAAUCGAGGCGCAUAUCAGAUCUUUUCCUGUGAUCAAGUCCCACUACAGUAAACAACGACGUAAGUAUCUCUCACCAUUGCUCUCAAUCGCAGAGAUGCACCGUCUUUACAUUGACAAAUAUGAGCAGGGGGCUGACAAACCAUCUGUUUCAUAUUCGUGCUACGCUAAGGUGUUCAAUACCAAGUUCAAUCUUGGAUUUGGACAGCCUCAUACAGAUACAUGCCCUACUUGUGAGAAAUUAAAGAAUGAACUUGCCUCUGCUGACGUAUGCAGGCUAGCAACGAUCAAGAAUGAGCAGAAAGAGCAUCUUCAUACAGCAGAGCAGUUCUACAAUAGCUUGCGAUUGAAUACAAGCUUGGCUAAACAAGAUACUUCAGUUCAAACGCUCACGUUCGACUUUCAACAAAAUCUGCCGCUUCCACAUCUCCCAGUGGGGGAUAUGUUCUAUAUGCAGCAGUUAUGGAUGUAUAUCUUUGGCAUCCAUAGCUGCAGCGACAAUCAAGUUAAAAUGUAUUGUUGGCCGGAAACCUUGGCGAAAAGAGGAAGUGACGAAGUUGUCUCUUGCUUACAUCAUUCCCUAUGUAUAGUCCCUGAAGGUGUUACCACCCUUUUUCUAUUUUCUGACGGAUGCCCCGGUCAGAACAAGAACAGUAAUGUCAUGCACUAUCUUUACACAUUAGUGCAUACAGGGAAGUUUUCUAAAAUCACACAUGUAUUCCCUGUCAGAGGGCACAGUUUCCUUCCAAAUGACCGUGACUUCGGUAGAACAGAAAUGAAGAAAAGAAAGCAGGAACGGAUAUAUACAUGUGAGCAGUGGAUGGAGGUUAUUAGAAAAGCACGGAUACGAAAGCCGUUCGAAGUGGUGGCAUGCAACAACACAAUGUUUCUUGACUGGUCUGCCCAUUUCUCUCAAUUUUUUAAGAAGGUUGUUAAGGACAACACUAAAAGGCCACUACACAUCUCGCGGGCACGAGUCAUCGAGUAUUCCAAUGCACAUCCUACUGAAGUAUGGAUUAGGUAUGUGCCAGAAGGAGAAUGGUACAAAUUCUCGAUCGUGAAACGCAAUGCAACACCACACCUCCCAGAACCAGCUAAUGCUAAAAAAUACACAGCAGCAGUUCCACUGAAAGAUAAGAAAAUUAAAGAUCUACGG